Molecule: messenger RNA, 4134 nt
Organism: Hipposideros armiger (great roundleaf bat)
Lineage: Eukaryota; Metazoa; Chordata; Mammalia; Chiroptera; Hipposideridae
Product: fibronectin type III domain containing protein 3C1-like
Exons: 25
Coding region: 1-4134 (1377 amino acids)
Molecular function (GO): protein binding
Source: RefSeq, a predicted model, not a curated record
AUGGAAAGGUUUCAUCUGAACACCACUGAUGGGAUGCAAUAUACUACUAAUUUUUCACAAGUGGUGGCUCAUCCCAAAAGAUAUACCGGGUGGAAUUCUUGUCCUCAAUACUGGAUACAACAAAUUAUAUUGGUACAAGUUAACCCGGGACAGACACUCACCAUCAAGUCUCAUGAUGGAAACAUUCAUAAUAUUCAAGGACCCGCAGAUGUACCUCUGAUGUCACCAAGUGGUACUUUGCCAUUAAUAUAUCUUCCUCCGGGUUACACGUUUCAGGUAGUGGAAGAAAAUGGGAUUCGCAAAAUUAUUAUUGUGCCUCAGACAGUUGACUGUCAGAUGAUCAUGCCUGUUCCUGUACCACAAAUAUCACACUUCAUCGCACCAGCCUCUCCUGGGUAUCCACCAGCUGCUCAACUGAUCUAUCCCCCAGCUCAAGGGGAAUUUCCACCACCUUACAUCCAAGAGCCUAUGCUAGAGCAGCUGCUGCCACCACCCCCACUACUGCUGCCACCACCCCUACCACCGUUGCCACCGCCACCGCCACCACCGCCGCCGCCGCCGCCACCACCACCAUCAGCAACAACAUUUAUAUACCCCGAGCAGCAUGAAACCUAUUCCUGUGGAAGAACAAAUUACAACCAACAUGAUGAAAGGGAAAGGGCUACUAAAAUGAAAGAACAUACGAAGAAAAAAAAGAGAGAUUUCCGAGCCGGUAGACACAGGAAUAACUAUAUGGUUAAUAACAUCUCUUUGCUGAUGAACAAAACUAAUGAUAUUUCCAGUGUUCCCGAUGCUCCAAGUACUUACACUGUGGACAAUGCUCAAUUCACCUACACUGUUGACGAUACUUCAAGCACCCACACUGUGGACAAUGCUCUGCAAACCAACACUGUUGACAAGACUUCAAGCACCUGUGCUGUGAACAAUGAUCUGAACAUUUACACUGCUGACAAUACUCCCAGUAAUUACACUGUUGACAACCCUGUAAACACAUCCAUUGUUGAUAAUGCUCCCAGCAAUGUUUCCACUGACCAUAUUCCUAGUGCUUCCACCACAGACACUGCUCUGCACCCUUCCACCACUGAUAGUGUCCUGAGCCCUUCCAGCAUGAAUUAUACCCCCAAGAUGUCCACCGCUGACAGUAAACCCAUACCAUCACCUAUUGACAGUACUCCAAAGCCUUCUAUUGCUGAUAAUGCUCCCAACACUCCAAUCUCUGAAAGUGCUCCCAGCACUUCCAAUGCUGCCAGCACUUCUAACACUGCCAGUGCUCAUGUUGAGAUUAGUCAUGGAAAGGAACAGAGUGCUAUGGGAAACAGAAAUAUCGAGCAGAAACCAGGUGGAAAACGAAGCAAGAGCCCAUCAUCAAAUGAAGCAGAAAAAGAAUGCAGAAUAGAACAUGGAAAGUCAUGCGAUUUCAGCAUUGAAAAACCUAUAGUUUCUGAUAUUCAAACAAGAUCUGCUGUUGUUUCAUGGAAACCACAAGUUUUUGAGAAAUGUAAUCAUACUAAAUCUCCUGUAACAUUUGAAUUGGCAAUAUCUAACAGUGGUAAAAAUGGAAAAUAUAAAAAUGUGUACAUUGGUGAUGAAGUUACAUUUACUCUACUUGACCUACAACCAUCUGUGGUCUAUUUUGUAAGAAUUACAACCAUAAGAGACUCAGCACACAAAACUGUGUCUGAAGUGGUUAGCUUCACAACUCCAGGUUGUGAACCAGACCCUCCACUUGCACCCAAACUGAUUAACCGAUCCAAGAGCAGCCUGAAUUUACAGUGGAAAGGUUCCAAUGAUAAUGGUUCCAAAGUAAACAGCUACCUUUUGGAAUGGGAUGAGGGCAAAGGUGAAGUCUUCAAAAGUUGCUACAUGGGUAUCAUGAAACAGCAUAAGGUCCUCAAACUGAAUGCUUCUACAAAAUAUUCAUUCAGAUUAGCUGCAAAAAAUGAAUUCGGCUUGAGUGAUUUCAGUGAAAUAGUAGUCUUCUCUACAUCAGGAACUAUACCUCAAACACCUUUACCACCAAAGCUAAAAGAAGCAGGAAUCUGUAAUUUGUCACUAGAAUGGUGUGCCCCAACUAACACAAACCUAAAUGACAGCCUUACUUAUGUACUAGAAAUGGAGGAAGCAGGAUCUGGGUUGGGUUUCAAACCUAAAUACAAUGGAUUAGACCUCUCGUGCACUAUAAGAAAUCUUCAGAGAAGUACUACAUACAAGUUCAGGCUAUUUGCCUACAAUAUGGAGGGAAGAAGUAAACCCAGUGGAGAAGUAAAAUAUACUACCUGUCCAGAUAAGCCUGGGUUCCCUAAAAAACCAUAUAUAAAGGGAAAGAUCCAUUCACACAGAGUAAAAAUUGGAUGGGAACCACCUGAUGAUGAUGGUGGGACAUAUAUUUCAAGUUACAGUUUAGAAGUUAGUGGAAAUCUGGAUGUAAAUUCAUGGAAAAUAAUCUACAAUGGAACCACAAGGGAAUUUCUAUAUGAUCACCUGCAACCUGGUACUACGUAUAAACUGAGAGUCUUUUGCACUUCGCCUAUAGGCCAAAGCCAGCCUUCAGACAUAUUGACUAUUCAAACACCCACUUUUUCUCCUGCAUCUUGCUGUCGUCUACCCUUAAAUGGUAAAGCGAAGUCCAAAGAAAACAACAUUCAAUGCGACAAUCCCCCUAAUGGAAACUCUAAUGCACUUGCAAAUGUCAAAGAGGCAAAAGAGAUCCAAGAUGACACAGAAGGGCACUCCAGCUCUGAUGGGAGAUCCAUAUUUGGAUCUCAUUCAAUGAAUUGUGAAACUGUGCCACGCCCGAGACCUCCUUCUGAAUGUGGUAUACCUGUGCUUACCUGCAAAGGUUCAACUUGUGUUGUUGUUAGUUGGGAAAUCCCUGUAUGUAAUGGUGCUGAAAUCACUGAUUACAGACUAGAGUGGGGACAGAUUGAAGAAUCGAUGCACUUGAUUUACACUGGCCCUUGUCUGAGCUAUGAAGUUAAAGGUCUUAUUCCUGCAACUACAUAUUUCUGCAGAGUCCAGGCUGUAAAUAUAGUUGGAUUUGGAAUGUUUGGAGGAACUGGCACAGUAACCACACCGGCAACUGUACCAGCAGUAGUACCAAUAUUGCAUGAAGUUGAAAACAAAGUUCCUGCCAAGUUAGCAUCAUCUUGCAUUGCUGUUCAAUGGGAGGAACCAAAUUGUCAUGGCUCUCCAAUCACUGGAUAUCGCAUUGAAUAUGGAGACAAAAAAAUUUUGACUGUUGAUAGAGUAACAGAGUGUCUUCUGAAAAAUCUGCACCCUGAUACCAUAUACAAAAUCAGAAUUCAAGCUAUCAAUCAUUAUGGACUAAGCCCUUUUAGCCAAUCAAUAAGAAUCAAAACCAAGCCACUACCACCAGAGCCUCCACAUCUUGAGUGUGUGGUCUAUGGACACCAGAGCCUCAAACUGAAGUGGGGUAACUCUUCAAAAAAGGGGUCACUUUCCAACAUUAGAAGCUAUAAUUUGUUAAUGGGAGAUCAAUCUGGCAGAUUUUCUGUCAUUUACCAUGGACCUUGUCAGACUCACAAAGUGCAAAGAUUGAGUGAAUAUACUCAGUAUGAAUUUAAAAUCCAGGCAUGUAAUGAAGCUGGUAAAGGACCACUGUCUGUUAUCUAUACUUUCACUACAACAAAAACCCCACCAGCCACACUUAAAGCACCUAAAUUACAUCAGGUGAAUAACAAUAUUUGUGAGAUCAAAUGGGAGUCUUUGGAGCCAAUAAAAGGAGAUCCCAUUGUUUAUAAUCUUCAACUCAUCAGUGAAAAACAAACUGACCUGAUUUACAAAGGACCGGACACUUCGUUCUCCUUUUCCAACUUUCUCACAAAUGCACAAUAUCACUUCAAGGUCUGCGCUGGACGCCAAUAUCAGAAUUCUGCUGGGUUACAAGAGGUCUGGGGACAAUAUAGUCCCAAGGCUCUUUUCUCAACUCAUAAGCAACAGCCAGGGACUAGCAAAAGCAGUGGAGUAAAGGGGGUAAGCCACCCUAGUGAAGGUAAAAAUGAGAAGCCCAGGAUAGAGAUGAGUGUUGAUACAUUUAUUAUAAUCCUUAUGGUAGGAUUUGCACUAGUUGCCAUUCUGUGUGCUGUCACAAUUCAAUACUUCCUAAUCAAGUAA